Mollisia scopiformis is the source of this 2372-nucleotide messenger RNA. RefSeq lists its product as uncharacterized. Bases 1 to 2370 code for a protein of 789 amino acids. NCBI's taxonomy places the organism in Eukaryota, Fungi, Ascomycota, Leotiomycetes, Helotiales, Mollisiaceae. The transcript is spliced from 3 exons. The record is from RefSeq and is a predicted model, not a curated record.
AUGGAAUUCUUGGACCUUUCGAAACGAAGAACGCGAAACUCCUCCAUUCCUUUGGCCCAAUAUCCCGAGAACACGGAAAGCGAGUCGUCGAGAGAAGUGGACGCUUUCUUAGGACAGCGAGUCGCACAGAUAGCUUCAGAUGCGAGAGAGACAAAGCCAGGCCGCGGUGACAAAGUGCUUGACGAACAUGGCCAACCAGCAGCCCCAUUAUUCCGGUCUUGGUUUGUGUUGAUUUUGGUUCUUUCCUAUGCGAUCCCGGCGGUUCUGGCAUGGGUGAUCACCUGCAUUCUCUCUUUUCGGCCUAUCUCGGGACCUAAGCAAUACGGAGUAAUAUACGACCCGGAUUCUAGUUAUUAUGGAGGCUACGCCGAGGUGGGGAACUCAUAUGUCCGAAGCGAGGAGUGGUUUCGAGCAGCCCGAGUCAUCCAGUCCAUCGUCAGUGUCUUGACGAUUCCACUCACUUCGGCGGUCUGCUCUAGCGCCGCUGUCAUCUUUGUACAGCAUCAUCGAAGCACACCUCGACUUACUAUUCGACAACUGAUCACCUUAGCGGAUCGUGGUUGGGUUGGUCCUGGUACAUUUGGAAGACUGGCAAUAAGCUGGAGACGUUAUGGAAGUUCAUUCCUGCUUCUGGCUAUCUUUCUCACCAUCCUGGGUGGAAUACUUUCGCCACUGCAACAAUUGUUUCUCUCGUCCAAGACUAUCAAGACCCCAACGUUUUUUCAAUCUGUCAACAGUCUUUUCGACAUCGCGGACCCAUUCCUCAGUUACUAUCAAGAUCGCGAAGACCUUGUGACAACAGUCACCCGCAAUGCCCUCAUGUCCGCAACCAAUGGUGAGCCCCAGUCACAACUGUGGCAAGGAAGUGGGACAUCCUGCAAUAUGACUGAGAUUGCAGCCUUGGUCAGAGCCGAUUCCUUCACCUUACCUGCUAACUGUGGGAAUGGAAAUACUCUGGGAAACAUAUCGUCUCUGGCUGAUCCUUUCCUGGCCCAGCUGCCGAAUGGAUACAGUACGGGACUCAUUCGUCAAUACAUUCCGCGGUUCAAUUCGACUGCUAGAUACGAAAACAUAUCCGCUACAGAGUAUCCGUCUGGGUGCAGUCAAAUUCCAGGAGCGUUUUAUGUGCAAUAUACCUAUGUAACUCAACCAAACACUACCGACGUUGCAGGUUGGAACGUUGAGGCUUGCAUGCCUACAGAUAUGAGCAAGUCGCCAUGGAUGGAGACCAGGGAUAGACAAGACUUUACCGAGACCCUCUACUUGAAUAUAAGUAUCUACGGUGGACUUACCCAAUCAGGAACUCCGGUUGGUGGUUCAAUGUUCCGGAUCACUCUCGAUACAACCGGAGGAUACUUUGAGCUUCCGAAUUAUAUGAACGGCCAAGUACCAGGAUCACUAUUGACGACUAUCCCAAACAACAUGUGCGGAGCAGGGACUGAUUGUCUGACCGAAGGCUCUACCACGGCGCCUAAUGGUACGAUCUAUGAAAUCUUUGGCCCUUAUGAUCCCAAUGAUCCAACAACCGGGAAUACGAAACGAGACUCGUCAACCAUAUACAAUACCAAGGAGUCCAAUAGCUCAGCUUCGGCAGAAAUGGUGGUCAACAAAGGCCCGCUCCUGACGACAGCGUUGGCCCUGUUUGGCUCAGGAUCUUUUCUCGCUGAUCGAAUUGCUCACCCCGAAGCGUACAUAGGGAUCAAUUAUACCCGUGCUUCAGACACAGGAAUCUAUGACCCUGCGAAUGUCGGAGCUUGCAUUGACCUGUUUCCCAUGGGUUUACUAUUCGCAGAACUGGACACCAGCAAUGGAGGGGCUUCAAGCUGCAUUUCCAAUACCGACUAUGGAUCGAAUGGGGACGACAGACUCGGCACUGUCAUGGCCAGCUGGAUUAACAACUUUCUAGGGGAUACUGGACGAUUGAGUAGCAUUUUUACUGCUGCGGGAUUUCUAGCAAACCAGGCCUGGAUGAGUAGCAACGGAAUAUCGUCGGGUUCUUUGAUAAUCCACUUUGAUUUCGGCGCUGAUACCCAAGUGCCAACGAUAUCCCACGCUGGGAUCAUCAUCAUCUCAACUUUACUAGCCUUGUAUCUUGUAUCCCUAUUCAUCAUAGCACUUUACACUUCACUGUCGCCCAGGUGGACAAAUCAGCUGGACGCUUUCGCAAUGAUGCAGAUCGGAGCUGCAAUGUCAGAUAAAAUCUCGUUGAUGGUUAUGACAAGGCAGAGUCACACAAAUAUAUUAGAUGAGGCGCCUGGUUGGAUCGGCGAUGUGGCAGAUGAGCAUGAAAAAGUUGGACGGCUUGGGCUGGGAGCUCGAAGAAGAUUGGACCCUAAAAGACUAUAUGGAUGUGAUACGUGGGUGGAUUGAAG